Pollicipes pollicipes is the source of this 1698-nucleotide messenger RNA. RefSeq names its product protein Red. The record is from RefSeq and is a predicted model, not a curated record. Lineage: Eukaryota; Metazoa; Arthropoda; Thecostraca; Pollicipedomorpha; Pollicipedidae. The transcript has 13 exons. The annotation marks the transcript as partial.
GUUUGACAGCACCUGCAGUCUGCCAUAGUUUAAUUGAACUGUAUACCCUUAUAAACAGUCAUGCCUGAAAAGGAGGAGCCAUUUGCGAACCCAGCAGCACCGCCGGGUGCCGCACAACAUAACGUCGAAUCUACGCCGGCCCGGCUCACCAAUGCCGACUUCCGCAAGCUGCUGAUGACGCCGCGGGCCGGGCCGGCGACGGCACCGCCCGCCGCCACGCCGGCCGCCGCCCGGCCCGACACCUCGGGCAAGAUCGACAAGGCCGAAGAGCGACGCAAGAAGAAGAGCUACUACGCCAAGCUGAAGCGCGCCGAGGACGACAUCAUGGCGGAGCUGGCCAAGAAGUACCGCGACCGCGCCAAGGAGCGUCGCGACGGCGACGAGGGCGCGGGCGUGCCGGACUUCCCGCACCAGACCGAGGACGCCAUGGCCACGGCCAGCGCCUACCGCGCCGUCGCGCCCGACCUCAAGUCGGGCCUGGACGCGGCCGAGCGUCGACGUCAGCAAAUCCAGGAGUCCAAGUUCCUCGGUGGUGACAUGGAGCACACUCACUUGGUGAAGGGUCUCGACUACGCUCUGCUACAAAAGGUGAGGUCCGAGAUCCAGGCCAUGGAGCUGGAGCACGAGGACGAGAUGGAGCAGCUGGCCGACGGCGUCGACAACAAGAAGAAGGAAGAGGCCAAAGAGGAGGAGAUCCUCUUCAAGACCAAGAUGGGCAAGAACGUGCACAGGGUACUGUUUCGGGACAAGCCGCCGCUGCGCAACGAGCUGUUCCUGCCGGGCCGCACCGCCUACCGGAUCGACCUGGACGAGGAGUACGUCGACUUCGACAUCCCGACCACGGUGGUGCGCAGCAAGGCCGACUGUCCGCAGGUGGAGACAGCUACAACGCUGACCACCAACGACAUCGUCAUCAACAAGCUUACGCAGAUCCUGUCGUACCUGCGUCAAGGCCGUACCGGCCGCCGCCUCAAGAAGAAAGACAAGCAGCGGGCCGCCGAGGAGAAGAAGAUGGCCGGCGAGGACAUCUACGGCGAGGUCGGCGAGUACGUCCCGGGCCCGGCUAACAAGGAUCGCGCCCGGGACGGCGACAAAUCCAGCCGACAGGAGGGGGAGCGGGAGCGCCGGCCGCGCUCCUACUUUGACCGACCGGAGGAGGAGACCCGCCGCGACCGGGACAAGCGCCACGACCGCGAGCGUGAGAGGGGACGGGAGAAGGAGCGCGACAGGGAGCGGGAGAAGGAGCAGGAGGAGCGCGACCGCGAGCAGGCCGAGCGGGACAAGCGCGACAAGGAGAGGUUCGAGCGGGAGAAGGGCCGCGAGUCGAACUGGCUGAGCGUGGACGCCGCCGCCGCUGCCAGCAAGCGCAGUAAGGACAUGGGCACGGCGCUGAACGGCUACGCCGAGUGCUACCCGGGCCUGGAGGAGAUGGCCGACGCCAUAGACGACUCGGACGACGAGGCCGACUACUCCAAGAUGGACAUGGGCAACAAGAAGGGCCCGAUCGGGCGCUGGGACUUCGACACGCAGGAGGAGUACAGCAACUACAUGAACCAGAAGGAGGCGCUACCCAAGGCGGCCUUCCAGUACGGCGUCAAGAUGGCCGACGGCCGCAAGACGCGCCGCAUCCCCAAGGAGAAGAACGAGAAGGCCGAGCUGGACCGCGAGUGGCAGAAAAUAUCGGCCAUCAUCGCUAAA